Quercus lobata is the source of this 1055-nucleotide messenger RNA. RefSeq names its product ctenidin-3-like. The transcript has 2 exons. NCBI's taxonomy places the organism in Eukaryota, Viridiplantae, Streptophyta, Magnoliopsida, Fagales, Fagaceae. The record is from RefSeq and is a predicted model, not a curated record. Bases 198 to 830 code for a protein of 210 amino acids.
AUUGGGAUCCACACUAAACCUAAGUAUUAUCAAGCUACUUUGAUUGCAUGAGCUACAAAUUAAUUACAUAAUCAUAACAGCUCAGAUAAUACUUUCUUCUGAAUUGAGCUUGUUAACUUUCUUACAAUACGUAGUAGGAAGGCUAAAAGGCAACGGGGAAUCUAGUGGGUGCAGUUGCAUUUCUACUGAGGAAAGUCAUGGGAACAAAUAAUGUGGUCUUGUGGAGUCUCAUUUUCAUGGUUUUGGGGCUCUUUAGCUACACACUAGUUGAAGCUAACAGAGAAGGAAGGUUUUGGAGUGGUGAGAGAUAUGGAUUAGGCCAUGUGCUACAUAGUAGGUUGAGUGAAGGGGCUGGCCAUCUAGGGCUAACUGCUAGUGGUUAUAAUGGAGGAAGUGGUGGAGGGGGUGGGAUUGGGUCGGGUUAUGGUGGCAAUGGGGGUGGAGGAGUUGGUGGUGGUGGUGGUGGUUUUGGUUCUGGAAGUGGUGGUGGCAGCGGAGGCUUUGGUGGUGGUGGGGGCUCAGGCAAUGGAGGGUUUGGUUCAGGUGGUGGUAGCGGUGGAGGGUUUGGUUCGGGUAUUGGUGGUGGAGGGUAUGGUACAGGUGAUGGUAGUGGUGGUGGGUUUGGUAGUGGAGGGGGCAAGGGUGGCUAUGGUUCAGGUGGGGGAGGUGGUGGAGGGGGUGGUGGUGGCUUCGAGCCUGGGUAUGGUCAGGGUGGUAGUGGUGGUGGAAGUGGAUUUGGCUCAAGCUCAGACUCAGGCUCAGGAUAUCAAGGAUAUGUUACUAGCACAAGUUCUGGUGGGAGCUCAUACUUGCCUCCAAAAAAGACUUAACUGAAUUUAGUAGUGUUGUUUAAAGCUAUAAUAAGGAUGAAUGAUUUCUCCAAGUUUUAAUGCUUUAAACCUCAGAACUUAAGAGGGAACCCAAAAAAAUGUAGCAAUUAUGUGUCUUUUUAGUUUACCUCCUAGGUUUGAUAUGAAACUUGAGCUAUAGUAUGUAAUAAACCAAGUAAUUGACUAUUAUUUUGCUAAAAUCAUGGAUGGAAAAUCUUAUUUUUA